Molecule: messenger RNA, 4791 nt
Organism: Nematolebias whitei (Rio pearlfish)
Lineage: Eukaryota; Metazoa; Chordata; Actinopteri; Cyprinodontiformes; Rivulidae
Product: AT-rich interactive domain-containing protein 1A
Exons: 16
Coding region: 1-4791 (1596 amino acids)
Biological process (GO): chromatin remodeling; regulation of transcription by RNA polymerase II; positive regulation of DNA-templated transcription
Cellular component (GO): nucleoplasm; nBAF complex; brahma complex
Molecular function (GO): DNA binding; nucleosome binding
Source: RefSeq, a predicted model, not a curated record
AUGCCCCCCCGACCGCCUAGCGUCCAGUCAGACAGCAUUAUGCAUUCUUCCAUGAACCAGGAGAGGGUUUCCAUGCGAAACCCUCAGAUGCCUCCAUAUGGGUCCCCUGGACAGCCUGGUUCCGCCUUAUCUCCACGCCAGUCUUCAGGAGGUCAGAUGCAUGGCGGGAUGGGACCGUAUCCCCAAAACAACACCAUGGGAAACUACGGACCUCAGGGAGGCCAGUAUGGUCCACAAUGUUAUCCCAGGCAGCCUGGUUACACGGGGAUGCCCAAUGCUAAUUACCCCAGCGGACCUGGAAUGGCAGGCUCUAUGAACCCCAUGGCUGGUCAGGGCAGUGGGGGUCCGUAUGGAAACAUGCCUCCUGGGAGGCUAGGUCCCGGGCAGAUGGCUGCUCGGCCCUAUGGACCCAACAUGAGCUCCAACAUGGGCGGCAUGCCUCCUCAGGUGGCAUCUGGCAUGUGCCCUCCUCCAGGCAUGAACAGAAAAGAAAGUGGCACCUCCAUGCACCACGGACCCUCAAACUCUAUACCCAACAGGCCACCGGGCUACCCUAACAUGUCACAGGGCAUGAUGGGAGCAGGCUCUCCAUAUGGCCCAGGCUUGAACAGCAUGCACGGUGUGAUGAAUCAGGGGGUGCCAGGGCCUUAUCCAAUGGGUACCAACAUGGCCAACAAUACCCCCGGAAUUGCGCCAAGUUCUGAAUUCAGCAUGGACAAAAUUAACCCAACCCAAAAGAUCAACAAUAAAGUUGAUGGGACACCUAAACCCGAAACGAAAAAGAAGUCGAACUCUUCCACAAUCACGAAUGAGAAGAUCACUCGGCUGUAUGAGCUCGGUCCUGAGCCUGAGAGGAAGAUAUGGGUGGACAGAUACCUGACCUUCGCUGAGGAGAAGGCAAUGGGCAUGAACAAUCUUCCCGCUGUGGGCCGUAAGCCUCUCGAUCUCUUCAGGCUAUACAUUUCUGUCAAAGAGAUCGGCGGCCUCACCCAGGUGAACAAGAACAAGAAGUGGAGGGAGCUGGCCACCAACCUGAAUGUGGGCACAUCGAGCAGUGCUGCCAGCUCUCUUAAGAAGCAGUACAUUCAGUGUUUGUAUGCCUUUGAGUGCAAGAUCGAGCGCGGUGAAGACCCACCCCCAGACUUCUUCAACACGGACACAAAAAAAAACCAGACAAAGGUCCAGCCUCCCAGUCCAGCUGGUUCAGGGUCCCUUCAAGGACCCCAAACUCCCCAAUCUACUACUAGCUCAAUGACUGAAGGGGGAGACCUGAAGCCCCCCACCCCGGCCUCCACCCCACACUCACAGAUGCCCAGUGUCCGGAGUAGUGUUAAUCUGCAGGACCCUUUUGCUGACGGCAGCGACCCAGCAUUUUCCAGAAGGAAUGCCAUGACUCCCAACUCUCAGGGUUAUCAGCCUGGGAUGGGGGGCUCAGAGAUGAUGUCUCGGAUGGGUCCUUAUGAGUCAAACAAAGACCCCUUCGGAGGAAUGAGGAAAGCUGGAGAACAGUUCAUGUCACCUGGCCCCAACAGUGGAAUGGGUGAACAGUAUAAUAGAGGACCACCGGGCCCAAUGGGUAACAUGCCUAUGGGUCAGAGACAACAGUACCCAUAUGGAUUUGACCGAAGACAGGAACCAGGCAUAGGCCCUGAAGGCUCCAUGGGACCAGGAGCUCCUCAACCCAACAUGAUGCCUUCUGGUGCUGACCCGGGGAUGUAUUCACCCAGUCGUCCUCCAUCACAGCAACGACACGAGUCUUACACAAAUCAGUAUCCUGGCCAAGGAGCGCCCCCUGGUGGCCCAUACCCCAAUCAACAACCAGGAAUGUACCCACAGCAGCAGUCGAAUUACAAGCGUCCUGUGGAUGGAGGGUAUGGUCCUCCAGCCAAGCGCCAUGAGGGAGAAAUGUAUAACGUUCCUUAUGGUAGUCAGCAGCAGCCUGGACCCCAACCCUCUGGGCACCCUGGUCAGCAGGACAUGUAUAACCAGUAUAAUGCAUAUCCAGGUGGAGAUAGGAGACCACCAGGUUCACAGAACCAGUUCCCAUUCCCAUUCGGACGGGACCGAGGGCCUUCAUCAACAGGUGCAAACUCCCAGUCUCACAUGCCUUCCCAGAUGAUGGGCAGCUCCAUGCCUUCAGGUCCAGAUGGCCCCCAAGGUCCAGUGUGGCAGGGUCGCAAUGAGAUGGGCUUUCCCAACUAUCCCAACAGACAGGGACCUCCCGUACCAGGCCAGGGUCCUGGGUAUCACAACAUGAACCGCUCGGAGGAGAUGAUGCCAUCAGACCAACGAAUGAACCAUGAGGGUCAGUGGCCCAGCCACAUCAACCAACGGCAGCCACCAUUUGGCCCCACUGGUACUGGACCACCUAUGACCAGACCUUUACCCUCCACUUUCCAGACUUCCCAGAACCACAUUCCACAGGUGCUGAGCCCAGCUCCCAUGUCCCGGCCCAUGGAAAGCAGGACAUCACCCAGUAAAUCACCCUACAUGCAUCCUGGCGUUAAAGUGCAGAAGGCAGGUCCUCCGGUUCCCGCCUCACAUAUUGGGCAGGCGCCUGUGCAGCAACCCUUGAUUCGAAGAGAUGUGGCCUUCCCUCCCAGCUCUGUGGAGGCUACCCAACCCCAUCUUAAACCCCGAAAACGGCUCACCAUGAAAGACAUUGGCACUCCUGAGGCUUGGAGAGUAAUGAUGUCUCUAAAGUCGGGUUUGUUGGCUGAGAGCACCUGGGCCUUGGACACCAUCAACAUUUUACUGUAUGACGACAACAGCAUCUCCACUUUUAACCUUUGCCAGCUACCUGGCUUCCUGGAGCUGAUAGUGGAGUAUUUCAGAUGCUGCCUCAUUGAGAUCUUUAGCAUCUUAAAGGAGUAUGAGGUGGGAGACCCUGGCCAACGCAUCCUGAUUGACCCCAAUGCUGCUGAAGACUCUGAAGAUGACAUUUCCAUUCCUGAGGGUGAAGACAUGGGCACAGAUGAGGAGGACGAGGAAGAUGAGGAGACUGAGGAAACAAAGAGCAACCUUGACACCUCUUCACUGGUGCAGGUGAAAAAAGAGGAGGAGGAACACUCCCUGAAAGACAAGUCCUCAGAGGAUGAAGAGGAGGAAAAAGAGUCCUCUACCAAGGAAGCGAGUAGCUCUACCUCAGGGUCCUUGCAGGACCCCACUGUCCACUUGGAAAAGCCCAAACAGGCUAGUAAGUUUGAUAAACUCCCAAUCAAAAUGGUGCGGAAGAAGAAUCCAUUCCUGGCUAACAGCUUGUCCAAACCGGGGCAACGACAGAGUUUCAACAGCGGCCUGAUACACUGGAGUGUUGGAGGUGGUGACACUACUGAGCACAUCCAGACCCACUUCGAGAGCCAGAUGGAUCUCCUCAAGCAGUGGAAACACACAUCAGCAACAAUUGAAGGUCGCAAGAAGAACAAGGCGCCAGCUGCCGCAACAGAAAUUCCAGAGAAGUCUAAGUCCUAUGGGGAGGACAAGGCUCAACAGCCAUCGAUCCAGCCUUCUGAAGCCUUCCCAUCUUUGGCUGAGAAGACACCUUCAUCUCUUCCCAUUGGAGCACCAGUCACCGCCACAAUUGAUGAUGUAUUAUCUGCCCGCCCAGGGUCAGUCACAGAGGAGGUGGUCCGUGGAGGUGCCGAGGAGCAGAAAGAGAAUGGCAAGUUUCUAUUUAGCAUCAACCCUGAUCUCCAGAGUCGCCGCAACGUCAAGAUCUUGGAAGAUGAGCCUCACAGCAAAGAUGAAAUGCCACUCAGCACCCUGUCAGACUGGAAGGACUCGCUAGCCCGGCGCUGUAUCUGUGUCUCCAACAUCGUGCGAAGUCUGUCUUUUGUGCCUGGCAAUGACCUGGAGAUGUCGAAACACCCAGGCCUCCUACUGCUGCUGGGCCAUUUGGUGCUGCUCCAUCACAGGCACCCGGAGCGCAAACAGGCACCAGUUACCUAUGAGAAGGAGGAGGAGGAAGAUGAGGGUGUGAGCUGCGACAGAGACGAGUGGUGGUGGGACUGCCUUGAAGUGUUGAGGGAGAACUGCUUAGUCACUCUGGCCAACAUCUCUGGCCAGUUGGACCUUUCUAUCUACCCAGAAAGUAUAUGCCUCCCACUGCUGGACGGCCUGCUCCACUGGGCGGUGUGCCCCUCAGCAGAGGCGUUGGACCCCUUCCCCACGCUUGGACCCCACAGCUCCCUAUCUCCCCAGAGACUGGUCCUUGAGACCCUCAGUAAGCUCAGCAUCCAGGACAACAAUGUCGACCUCAUUCUGGCAACGCCACCAUUCAGCCGCUUGGAGAAGCUGUACGGCUUGCUUGUACGCCUGGUCGGGGAGCGCAAAGUGGCCGUCUGUCGGGAAAUGGCAGUCGUCUUAUUAGCUAACUUAGCUCAGGGCGACAGCCUGGCAGCACGGGCAGUUGCUGUGCAGAAAGGCAGCGUGGGUAACCUGCUUGGCUUCUUGGAGGAUAGCUUAGCGGCCACUCAGUACCAACAGAGCCAAAGCUCCUUGCUACAACUGCAGGGCAGCCCGCAGUUUGAACCUACGAGCAUGGACAUGAUGCGGCGCGCUGCUCGGGCGCUGCACGCUCUGGCUAAGGUGGAGGAAAACCACUCAGAGUUCACUUUGUACGAGUCGCGACUACUAGAUAUCUCUGUGUCCCCACUGAUGAACCAUCUGGUGUCCCAAGUCCACAGCCGCUUUGCCAAAUUUUUGCCACGUCUGGGCCAUCAGAACAGGGUGGAGGGUCCAGUUCCCGUGACGUGGACCGCCCAUGGACAUCACAUCUGCCCCUUUGUUUAG